Molecule: messenger RNA, 6603 nt
Organism: Megalopta genalis
Lineage: Eukaryota; Metazoa; Arthropoda; Insecta; Hymenoptera; Halictidae
Gene: jumu
Product: Forkhead box protein N4 jumeau
Biological process (GO): regulation of transcription by RNA polymerase II
Molecular function (GO): transcription cis-regulatory region binding; DNA-binding transcription factor activity, RNA polymerase II-specific
Source: RefSeq, a predicted model, not a curated record
AGAAACAGUGUCAGAACGGUCGAAUCGUCGCGUGUACAUUUUCUCGCGCCAAACCGUCGAAAUCGGUACGCGCGUGUGUGCAUUCCCGCCAUUAUCGUAAUGGUUCAUUCUUAAAUGGAUCUGCCAUGCUCCCCUUCACGCGACGAUGGACUCGUCCAACAUUGGUGAUCCUUCGGCGCAAUUAAUUCACGCUCUCCUGCCGCGAAGUUAGAACGAAAUUCCAUCUUAACCGAUCCGUAAAAAUCCAGACUAUUUUUCAAGACCGAUUCGGUGAUAAAAGAAAAUAAUCUCGAUCGACGCCGAGGCAUUUUCUCGCGGUUAAUUCGGGCUCGGCCAUUUUGGUAGUGGGGAAGGUUAGGGGAAAACACAGGUCGGUUUCUGUCAAUCGUGCGCCACCGAGCAGACCCUGUGCACGUUUCCCGACCGUUCUUGCGGCGAUCGAUCCCCGCGAGUCCAAAUCGGAUCGGAAACGUAACCGAUCCAUCCAGAAAUCGUUCGAAGAAAAAUCCCGUCGCCAGCAUCCCUUUGUCGGCCAUGUGCAUUUAGCGGAUCCGUUCAAAGUGUCCUCGCGAAUCGUGCCGCGGCCGUCCAAUCCGACAGCGCCAGCCCGGUCACGUGCCGGCCCCGGCCCAAUCGGGUACGAGGGAUUUGAAAUCGUGCGUGGUCUUUGUUCACGAGCCUGCCGUGUGUCAACGUUACUUCAGUUCCGUAAAGGGGGCCCUGUGUCGGUGUCCGUUUUAUGCAUGGUCGCUGCCAAAAAUCCGCGCGAUACUCCCAUCGUAAAUAUAUGUGUGAGAGUGGUGUUACACAGCGAGGACGACGUGCUCCGGGGAUCGUCGAACACACGUCAGGUGAAUGUUGGAUACGGAGAGCAGACACAGUACUGGGCUGGAUCAGGGGCCGACGAGGGACCCUUGGCUCACAAUGGAUUACUACCUUGGCACGGACAGCCUGUCGCUCCAGGAGAUGCUGGACGUGGACAUUAAAUGUGAGAUCGAGGGAGUCAUCAGUGGCCACCCGGAGCUGGGCUUUAACUUUACGGACAUGUCCACCCUGGAGAUGGACGACGAUCCCAUCGGCUGCCAGAACGACCUCAGCGGAUGGUUCGGGUCCACUAGCUUUCUGAACGGCAACAGCAACAGCUCCAACAGGUGUUUAUUUCAUUCGAAAACCUGCAAUUUCAAUCUGGAUCUCAGCGGAGGAGACGCUGCUUCAAUUAUGGUAAACCCUAACUCGGUGAUGCCACACAUGGCGGUCAGGAGUCCGACACCCAACAACACCAGGAGGCACUUCUCCUUCUCGCCGAAGAGAGAGAUUAAAGAGGAGAAGAUCGACGUCGAAGAGGAUAUGGACAACGAGGCUGAUAGUUGUACGGAGAACGAGAACGAAAAUGACAACGAUCCGGAGAACGACCUUGAGAACGACACCGAGACAGAGCAGUACGAGAACGACAUCACGGAGACCGAGGACGAUUCUGAAGACGAGCAAGAGAUCUCGAAGCCGGUGACACCGACCAAGUCGAAAACGAUCUCCAUAGCGGCCGUAAAAACCACCACGCCUCAGUUCGCUAGGAGCCAGACCACCCACAAAAUGCACGGAGUCUCCAGCAUCAGGGUGCAGAACUUCAAAGUGCUACAGAGUCCCGGCCAUGCGCAGCAGUAUGUCCGAAAACAGAUAUACAAUAACAACGUGCACGUCGGUUCGACAACGACCACAGUCGCCGCCCUGAAGAGGGAGAAAGAAUUCGAUUUGUCCGACUAUGACGACAAACCAUACCCCAAACCAGCGUACUCGUACUCCUGCUUGAUCGCCAUGGCAUUGAAGAACAGUCAGACGGGAUCUCUACCGGUCUCGGAGAUCUAUAACUUCAUGUGCGAGCACUUCCCGUAUUUCAAGACAGCGCCGAACGGCUGGAAGAACUCGGUGAGGCAUAAUCUGUCUUUGAACAAGUGUUUCGAGAAGAUAGAAAAGCCGGCAGGCAAUGGAAACCAAAGGAAGGGUUGCCUGUGGGCGAUCAACCCAGCCAAGGUUGCGAAGAUGGACGAGGAGGUGCAGAAGUGGUCUAGGAAGGAUCCUCUGGCGAUCAAGAAGGCGAUGAUCUACCCGGACCACCUGGAGCUUCUGGAACGUGGUGAGAUGAAGUAUGCGGGCAGCGGGGACAUGUCCGAAGAAACAGAGAGUUCCGGCGACGAAGCUGUCGAAGAGAGCACAACGUACGACGAGUCUGUCCACAGUCACAUAGCAGCAAACUCGGUGACGGACAGCUACGACGAGAGCAGCCAGGACUGUGAUAUUGAUAUCGUGGAGCACUUGUACGAUGAGAUCGACAUUGAGGAUAAUCAGGAGGCGCUGCACAUGCAGCUGAACAUCUCCAAGCAGGAGACGUUCGAAUAUGAACUCAGCCCCACCACGAAGAGGCAGAAGACGCUAACGGGUGCGAUACAGGGGAACUAUGUCUACCAGCCAGUGACAACGUCCAGGAGAAAAGCGCCCCUGCUGCUGCGAGCCGGGGCCGGGAAUGGCUCCUUCCUCAAGAUAGAUUAAACUUGGACGCAGUUGAGACUCCGAAAUUUCUAGUUUUCUAUGUAUCCAUAGGCGUAGAGCGAGCCAGGGCACGUGUCCACCCAAGAGGAAAACAAUUGAUCUGUGUUCCGACAGUAAGUCCUGAUUGCAAGAGCAUGUCAAUAAUCAAUGAGAAGAUCGACUUCCGUGGCCGAGGGAACGACGACCAAGAUUAUCCAGAAGCUUCUCGAUUCAUAGAAUUUAUUUUACCACGAGGCUGCACAUUUUUUCUAUUUUUCUACCAACGUUCGUGAUGUUCAGUACAAUUUCUACACCGAGAGCAGCUUCUGCGUGAAUCUAGAAGUCGGUGACACGGAAGCCCUUCUUCAAUUACUCUUAAUAAUUAUUUAAGCGACUCAUUUUACCCUAAACUAAUGUCUCCCCACUGCAACUUCGCGGAUUGUAGCGGUGAUAUAUAUAGCCGUGACGUUACGGAGGGAACACUGUAACGACCGUUGCAGCACCUAAACCUGCUGACCGCAGAAAGCAUUGCUUUCUAAUUACGGUCAGCAGUUUUAGGUAAUAAAAACAGUUGCGUUCAGGUAGUGACAGUGUCGAGAAUCAGGGUCACAGCAAUUUUUUUCCUCGACGGUGAUAGUCGCAGUGUGAAACUUUCUUUAUUCCUCCCACUUUUAAUUGGAAUAGGUAACAGUACCGUAUCUGGUUGUCGACUUUUUAUACGAUUGACGAACUGAUUUUCCAGGACGUAUGAAAAUAUAUAAUAGACGACGAUGAGUACACGUAAUGGUUGUAGAAAAGAAAAGAAAAAAUUGUAAUCGGAGCGUAGGACGAAGCGGUUAGUGUUACGAAGUUAAGUCGAAUAAGUAUUUUGGUCAGCGGACUGGCCAGACUGAUGUAUUAUAUACUUUUUUAUGCAUUGCUGGACUGCGAGCGAAUUAAUUGUAAAUGUUUCCCGCGUUUGUAUACCUGACGCAUGAAGCGAGAGACGACGAUGGAGAUACUUAGAAUUUCGAAGCAUAUUAAUUAACGGGACACAGGUAUAUAGAGUACAAAAAAAACGGUGAAAACGAUGACAGCUGUAGGAAACGAUUCGAAUUUGUAAAAUGUUGUAGCAUAUAUAUUACGGAACGUAGUGGGGGCGGUUAGGAAUAAUCGUAUACCUGAUUUAAGGACAAAAGAUAGACUUAUUCCGCUCCCAAAACAGUUCGACGGUUCUCUUUGUAUUUCUUCUCUAUACUUCUAUUCCUUCAGCUUUUAUUUAAGCAUAGGCGUCGAGUUCGUUCCUUUACUUGUUAGGCCAGUGGAGCUAAUCGAACCUGUAAUUAUUUUCGUCCCCCACUGAUCUUUUUAUUUUUAACCGAACGAUCGCAUGUAUGUGUAUAUACAUAAUUUUAGUCAUUCGUCCGGAGAGGGGAGAGGAAACAAUGUCUACUUAAUUUUAAUUUCGUUUCGUACAACUUCUUCUCAGACUGUGUACUACUGGUCCGUAUUACUGUCCCCGAAGCGGCCAGAAGGAAAUUUAGCAAAAUUUUCGCAGUGUUCUUUCGUCAAUCGCUCGAUCUUCCAUUAGGGAAUUCAAAUUUCACGCCAGUAAUGCGCAGUCUGACAGCGGGAAAGUUUGAAAUACUGCGUUAUCGCGUCGUCGUGAGAGGGGAAUCCGGCAUGACGAGGGAUUCCGCUUUGGUUGAGAAUUCUACAGCGUUUCUAUUUUUUCAUAGACUGUAAAAUUUGUAAAUAACCGUCGGACGCUAUUUGUCAGUCUCUGUCGCAGAUGGUUCUGAGGGAGAAACCGAUCUGCGCCACCUCUCAUCCGACACCUAGUUCGGCUGUGCCCCGUCGUCGAUCGGGGAACAGUAGCAUAUUCUAAAGGGUAGAUGAAGCAUUCAGAAAGUAGUCUUCGUGAUCUGUAAAUAUUGCGCUAUAUAUACCGGGUAGAACAUGUAAUUGAAACAAAUUUCACCAUUGUCUAGUCAACGAUUUGAAUGGAAAAUGAUACUCCACGAAAAUCAUUGCUGAGACAGUAGUUAAAAUAGUUCCAAUUACUACACCCAAUAUAUGUAUAAUAUAGUCCUUUUUUUACGAACCAAGUUUUACAAGUACAGUAGCUUCGUCUCGCGUGAGAGAAAGAGAAAGAAAGAAAGAGAGAGAGAGAAAGAGAGAGGGAGAGUUGCGACAGUAGGGUGUACAAAAGCUUAUCUUUUUUUUUAAGGUAGAACAAACACAGAAGAAAAACAGAAAAAGAAAGAAAUCUAGACGUGGGACCAAUCUGUAUUUUAGAAUCUGUUUCUAAGUUUAAUCUGUAAGCUUUCCUCCAUUUGCGAACACGGUUCUUUUCUUUUUUUGUAUAGUCCCUGUAAAUAAUCUAGCUUUUUCUUCAUUUUCCAAAAUAAACGACUAGACGUUUAAGUUUUUUUUUAUUUUUACAAUUUGAAAAGAAAAAGGAAAACGAAAGAAGCAAAAAAGAACUGAUAACCCGGUAUUGCGUCUGAUCUCGUGGGAGUGCAUAUGUACCUCAGGCCCCGUCAGAAAAGCUGUCGAACAAGAGUAUGUUCGGUGCAAGCGUGAUAUAGCUUAUUUUUUUAUUUGAAUGCUCUUGACUCGUGUACACCUUCGAACAAUGCCAUAAUAAUAGUUAACGAUACCGACGUAUUUUUUUAACGCGUUUUAAGCGAACAGGUGCUGCGAGAUUCUGAUAGCGAGUAAAGUACUCUUUCGUAGUCUAUACCCCUUCAGCGACCGAAAGUCCUGAAGUAGUAUUUCGCGGUUAGGGUAUUCGCAACGUUGCAUCUAAUUGAUGUCCAAAAGGAAAAAAGUAUUGUUCCCCGUUGAAAACCAAAUUAAACGCACGAUAUACGAUUGUGGAGCAUCGUGACUCGAGAGAUUUGUUCACAACAAAUGAUUAAUUUUUUACAAAAUAGGAAUAUUAAAGUGGAAGACGAUAAAUUCACAUUCAGGUAUUUUGCAAUAACUUUUAUUUGAAAAGUGUGUGAACAAAUACAUGAGUCUCACAGUACGUUAGAAGUGUUAACGUGAGCAAAGUAUUAAUUAUUCUGGAAAAUUGUAUAUUUUUUAUUUAUUAUUCGGUCGGAUGAUCUCUCUAUAGCAGACAUGUAAAGACUUAGGAUUUGAAUAAAGUAUGGAACAUUAUACGACUCAGUACUCAUACUAUGAACCGUGUGAUCGAGUGCCUUGGGUUGUGAUAAUGCUGAUUCUUUUUCGACAAUGUUUUCUCGAAAUUCUGAACUGCUGGCACUGCCUUUUGUAAGCGACCAUCGAACGGGACGAUGCAUCUUGAAAUGUCACUGCCAACUUUCGAAGAUCUCUCAUAUUGUUAACUUUAAUUUUACAUUUAACAAUUAGGCGGACUGCGGACUUUUAUGCGGAAUGCAAAUUUCUUCGCCACAACGUCAGCAAUUCCUUCAAUUUAUUAAAAUUAUUCAAUUCAUCUGAACCUAUUCUGUUGUUAUUUCGGUGCAAGUAUACAUAUAUGCAUCCGCAGUCCAGCUGCUUCAUCGACUUCACGUCACAUAAAUAAAUUAUAAAAAUACGAGACGAACACUGUACAUAGCCGCAGAUAGUGUCCAUUGUGAUGAACAACAACCCAAUUAAUUAAUUAAUCGAACGAUCAAUAUUGUUGGAUCUGCAUUCCGCCCUAUGAAGGAUUAACCCUUUAUUUUUAGGACAGAACCUGGGCACAAGAAUAGUCCCAGCGAUAGUCUCAGAAGUCUUGUUUUAUUUUUCUAUUAAUAUGUACCGUGUAUCUAUGUUCCAUUUUUCUAAGAGAAAGUAUUGAAAAAGUCGUUUACACGAAUAAAGGGUUAAUUACUUGGAACUGGAUAGAUACAGCAGCUUCCUGUUAAUCGAUAAUCUAUUACGAACGACGGUAAAUUUGUAAUCCAUGAAUAAGUAAAAUAACGAUAUAUGAUAAGGGACGUAGAGUAGUUUUUGUACCUGUUUGUAAUAUUUCUAUACGAUAUUAUAAAUGUAUGUAAUGUUCGUGUAGAUGCAGCAGUGGUAAUUUGUAAUGAUAAUGUAUAUGUGCAAUGAGAAGUUUCAGUAAUAAAAUGUUGGGAAAUGCGA